AGUUACAAAAGCAAACGACAGUUUUGGUUUUGGAUGUUGACAAAUUAAGUUGAGAUAUCUAAUCAGAAUUGGAUUGGAAUAGCAACAUGUAAAUGGCACCACCAAUAAAAUGUUCUUCCAUAUUUUAACCCAAAAUGAGUGAAAAAUUAUUAUAACUCAUUUGUUAUAACAAAAUAAUAUCCAUCAAUGUACAACAAUAACCAAAAGAAGUAUCGAAUAUUCCCCAAACCAAUAAAAAACUAAUUUCUUUUAACCAUACAUUGCAUAUACAUACAUAAGCUAAAACGCCUAAACUUCAUAUAACAAUUCUGUGAUAAUAUAAACCAAAAGAUGAAGUCGUUGGCCUUGCACUUGCUUGCAAUUCUGUUGCUAGGAUCAUUGCAAAUCACCGCAAAUAAAUAUUUCUUGACAACUGCGGCAGCUAGCAUUUCCGCAUCAACAUUUCCAACAGCAUUACCCACAGCAACAACACAACAACUACCUACAUUACAUGCGCCACAUCGUUCAUCACAGCCACCAACCACUCUAAUGACGACGAAACCAAACACAGAAGUAACAACAGCCGCCAUACCAACAGCAAGCAGAAGACAAAACCAACAGACGUUGCACGUAAGACGAAUACCGGCACAAGCCAACUCAAUGACCAGCACUAAUGCAGAUGCAACAUCGGUCAUGUUUUCUUCAGCAAGACUUGUGCGCAAUGCAAACAUUGCCAACAUUGCCAACAUUGCCAACACCACAAAUCCAAACGGCGUACGUCCAAAUCGCAGUCUACAAAACACAGCGACAGCAGAACAACGGAACAGCAAUGCUAAUAACAGCGAAGCUAAAACCAAAAAUCAGCAGCCUGAAAGCCGCCGACAACGUUACAGGCCAAAUAAAGACAACACUAAUAGCAGUAAUACGGCUCAAGUAUCGUCUACCACAGUCACGCCGAGAACAUCACAGUCCACGGCGGAACGCUCUUCCAGCGAAGAGCACGAUCAAGCAACAUUUGCUUUGAAGACAAGCGGUCGUCAGCCUAGAAAACUAAUAUUGGCAGCAGAUAGCGGUGAUGUGUCUGGGAAGCAUGCGGCGCACUCCAUAAAUUCUACCGAUUCCCAACAGACGCUGAAAACGCCACGAAUGAUACAACGACUUGUUGCAGGUCAUAUACAGAAUGCAGAAGGACGGUCAACGUUUGAGAUAUCUACAGUUUCGACGAAUAGCAGUGUUUCCGCCAGCUCCAGCUCCAAUUCUAAAAAUAUCGUGCCCUUGUAUCGUCGAAAAGAAAUGGUACUUAGUAGUUCUUUUAGAAAAUCUAAAACAACUACAUCUACACCAUCAACAAUAACAAUUACGACGACACCAAAUAAUUUAACUCAUAAUAUAAGCACAAUUUCUCUAAAUCACGAUGAUUAUGACGAUGAUAAUGAUGAUGAAGCUUUGCUUGAUGAUGCUGGUGAUUUUGAUAAUUGGGAUAAUGGUAUUUUGCGUUUAAGCGCUGGUUCAGGUAAGGAAAGUUCAGCUAAAUCGAAAAAAAAUAAAGAAGAUUCCAAAAAGACGUUAUCGGAUCAAGUCCGCGAUGGAAAAUAUGGUUUAAUCGAAAAAGAAAUAUUUCGCCGCGAACCUAAGCGUCCAGGUGUUUUAAGCUAUUUGCCAAAUAAGGAAGUCCCUUUUGACAAUGAAAGAAACUAUGGUGGUUUGAAUGAGGAAGAUAUUUGGUUAGCGGAAGAUCAUUUACUUGUUAUUAAAGGCGGUAGUUUAAAUGAGGACAAGCUUGAUGAACCGUGGCCUCCCAUUGAUGAUUAUGAUGCACCAGGGAGACAAAUUAAAAUCCCGAAGCAUCCGAAAGUUCCGCCACCAUUUCCUGUCCAGCUCGAAGAAAACGGACCGAUACAGUUUAUCGGAAAUAAUAAAUUCACGGUCGUCUAUCCGGUCACUAACGAAUCGUUACCAAUUUAUCCCGUCGGCCCAGAAACCAACUACGCGUCGCCCGAAAAUGAUAGUGACGACGAGAAAAAUCUUAUUACCGGGACACGAUCGCCUCAAGAUACUACGAAAGCUGAACCGGGUUACCUCUACCCGGCGCCCUAUCCACCGUGGCUAUAUCACAACCAAACAUUUGUUAAUCCCAUCUUAAGUAAUACUCGACCAAUCAAUUUCCCAAGCUUAGGACCAUUUCCUUUUGGUAGGAAUGGUUCGCUUGAAAAUUCUAAUGGUACCGAUUAUUUCGAUGAGGAUGAUCCAUCCCUUUAUUAUCCACCAGCAUAUAGUUUUGUAUACAAAAACAACUAUAGCAACCCUGUACCUCCUGGACCGAUUGUUCCAGGAAUUGUACUACCACCACCUCCGGAACAGUUUUCGCGAUUAGAAAAAGAAGAAAAGAUAACUACAUCAAGUCCACCUCCAUCAACCACAUAUUUGCCUACUCGACAUAGAAUUUAUUCUACAACAUCUGUGCCAACUACUAUUUCCACAACAACAGCAAUCCCUCACCGGCAAGUUAUAACAAAAAUAUCUGAAUACACUCCAAAAACUAUUACCAUCACACCAAUUCCAACGACAGUACCGACACCUAUUCAAACGAAAACAGUUGUGAGAUUCCCACCAUCUCCACCACCAACUCCAAUUUCUUCUGUUACACCACCUGUUGAACCAGUUCCAGUUCCAGUUGCUGUGCCAGUGCCAAUAUACCCAUCUAAUCAUUAUCAAACUGAACGACCAAGUAUUGUGUCUUUUGUACCUACGACACCUUCAUCUACAACAGAUACACUAUCUAAGUCCAAUCCUAUAUACUACGAAUAUGUUGAAGCGAAACGUAAACCAACCACAUCUAAUGUUAUUGAUGACUUUUUAUCUACUACAAAUAAGCCUCCUGUUUCUGAAAGACCAGUAAAACUGUAUCCAGCUAAUAAACGUCCGUCUAAAGGACAAAAUCAUCGUCAUUACUUACCAGCCAAUCGUCCAUUCAUACAAGAAAAUAUUGUGUAUAUUACUCCCAAACCAGAAGUACGCUAUAAACCGCCAACACAUGUUACGCUCUAUAAGCCUCGACCAUUGGAAAACUUUGAAAAUGAAGUCAAUGCAAUACGCGAGACACUGCGCUACUAUCAAAAUCAACAAUUAAGAGACAAUAAUAUACCACGAACACCGAAGGCAAAAACUGUGUAUGAGUACUCAUUUGAUGCCACCAAAAACCUGCAACCAGUACAACCUAUUGCAAAUGAUGACUUUAAGCCUCCAACAGAAUUUGAUGAUCAACCCUUUCAACCAAUGGUUACCUAUAGUCCACCAGUCGAUGAUGAAAAUUCAUUCCGCGCUGUUGCUUUUGAUAAGGUGGAUAGUAAAACGCAAGAACAACCGCAACCGAAAUAUCAAACUUCCACGACUUUAAUUCCGGUAGAACCAGAGGCACAAUAUCAACGUACUUCUCAAGGUAGAUCUAAAAAAUUACGAUUAACUGCAAAAUAUCUUGAACAACCACUUGUUGCAUCAUAUCAACGGCAGCAACAACAACAAGAUCCAAGAAUUUCUCAGGAGUUUCAGAGUACACCAAGAACUAUAUUAACAACACAAGCUCCGUGGGCUUCUAUAGAUGAAUCAAGAAUAACUGAUUAUAGACAUCCACAACAACAACGUGAACAAUAUGAACGUGUACAAAUACCAUACAAGAAUCGAUUUCCCGGUUAUUAUUACGGUCCUCCUCAACCGCCGAUACGUCAAAAUAAUCGAUUCUACGAUGAACCAUUUCAAGGUCCGGUGCGUAAAAUUAUAAAUUAUCGUCCACCUCUACCGCCCGCUCAGCAGCAUCAACAACAACAAUCACCGGUUUGGAGUUUAGAAAACGAUACAUAUGUAAAUUAUGCACCUAAUCGUCCACCACUUAAUCCCGAAGCUGAAUUUAUUGAUCCUUAUCAAACAAUACCAUUAAAUCCAUAUCGAAAUCAGGGCCCCCGCUUACCAUUACCACCACUUUCACAUCAAUCCCAAUAUUAUGCACCGCCACAGCGGCUAUCACCGUCAUUACGUCAACAACAACAACCACAUUCUCUACAUCGUGAUAUUUUAGUGAACUACAGACAGCCUCUACCACCACUGAAUCCAGAAAGUGAAUAUAUUUCACACCCACAAGUGGUACGUAAUCAACCACAGCAAGUUUAUAGAGAGAAUGAUUAUAGACAACUACCGAAUGUUGGUGAACAAGGCAAUGUCUAUUAUAUUACACCAAAAUAUCGACGAGCUUUUAACAGUAAUAAUAAUAACAACAAUAAUAAUAAUAAUAAAAACAAUAAUGCUAACACAGGAGGUGAAAAUAAUGGAAAAUAAUUGGACCCUCUUUUAAACAUUGGUGUCAAAUACUUGAUAUGGCUGUGUGCAUGUGAUGUCUGUUUGAAAGGAAUGAAUGAGAUAUGAAGAUUGUGUAUUAAAAUAUAGUUAGAUAGUUCAGUAUAUUAUUGAUUCUUUUGAAAUUCAUAUUUGAUAUGUGAUUUAUUGUAGAGACAUAAUUAUUAAUUUAUAUUUUUAUAAUGUAUAGGUAAUAUAUGAUCAAAGAAUAAAACUAAAUAUAAUGUCAAUGGUAUUUCUUUAGAAGUUUUAAUGAUAGAAAUUAGUUUGAA
This is a messenger RNA of Teleopsis dalmanni, 4598 nucleotides long. RefSeq lists its product as uncharacterized. The record is from RefSeq and is a predicted model, not a curated record. Lineage: Eukaryota; Metazoa; Arthropoda; Insecta; Diptera; Diopsidae. The coding region runs from base 331 to 4308 and encodes 1325 amino acids. The transcript is spliced from 4 exons.